Messenger RNA from Paramuricea clavata, 225 nucleotides. The record is from the annotation of a GenBank genome assembly. NCBI's taxonomy places the organism in Eukaryota, Metazoa, Cnidaria, Anthozoa, Malacalcyonacea, Plexauridae.
GUUGCAGUAGUCCCUAACAAUCAAUCAAUGAACAAACUUCCAAAGGUGGAAGGUCUUCUUUCCUAUCUUUCUGAUAAGAAGAAGCUGUAUAUCAAAGAAAAAUCUCAGUGGACAGCAUUGGCAAAUCAGAAAGAAGUACGUUUUACCUCCAGUUUUGCUGCGGAUAUUACUUUUCAAAAUGUAAAUGUAAAAUUUCCCUCCCCGCCUCAACUCCCGAUAUUUUAA